GUCAACUCAUUACAGGUUGUGAUUAACACAACACUCUAUGACUCAUUAGAAAACACCGCCUUUUCAUAGACCACACGAAUGGCGGCCAUCGAUACGAACCCUUCGUCACAACUUCGGCACUCUUCUCAACCCUUUGCACCCCUUAUGUGGCAUACGAUCGAUGGAAACCAUUGGUCUGAUUGAAUAGCAAACUGUACUGAAUGUGUGAGACAUUGCAAUGAAUACAGUGUAGACCUGUUAUCACAAACUGUUUCCAAUCCUACGACAGUUUGCACUUCAAAAUAGUGUUCACAAGUGUUUCUAUUAAUCAGUGUUAGUCUGUAUUUGCAUUAAAUAACAUUCAGAGUGAGACAAACAGACAAUAAGUGUACAAAAUUAGACAACACUUGAGAGAUGUCUUGGAAUCGAUUGAAUCAAAACAAUGGUAACACUCUAUGGAUGGGAGACGUGGAGGAAGUGAUGGACGAGCGCUUCAUUAGGACUUCGUUUCAUCUGAUGAGUCAAAACCCAACACAUGUCAAAGUGGUUCGCCAUAAGACUGGUCAGGCCAUUGGAUACGCUUUCAUAUCAUUUGAGAGCCAAGAAAUGGCGCUACGAGUGCUCAGAGAACUGAAUGGACAACAGAUACCAAAUGCGGUUCAAGGGAAGAGAUUUCGCCUGAAUUUGACGAGCAGUCGAGACCGAGAGGACAAUGAGUUCUCCAUAUAUGUGGGGGAUCUGAGCCCAGAAGUGGAUGACUUCACACUAUUGAAUGCCUUCUCCAAACACUAUCCCUCGACCUGUUCUGCGAAAGUGAUGGUAUCGGAGGGUCAGAGCCGUCGGUUUGGUUUCGUUCGCUUCAACGAAGAGAACGAUUAUCGAAACGCUUUAAUACAAUGCAAUCAAUCAACUAUUUUGGGUCCCAAACCUAUUAGCGUGAAGGCAGCGAAACCGCGCCGUCAUUCCCGACACUACAACAUUCAACACUAUAGUCAGGGCCAACACAAGGGCCGCCCCUCCGAAGUGGUGGGCAACGAGUCAUAUGUGCCUCAACCACAAGCACUCGCAGAAACUGGCGAAACAGUGUACGCGUCCGACAUGAAUGUCAAUUACGCUCAGGCAAUGACUGUCUCCGGCCAACCGAUUCUCUUCUACAACCCAAUGAUGCCAUACAACGCCUUACCACUGGCUUAUGAUCCCUAUUCAAUGUAUGGUCAAACCAGUCAAUACGGGCAACCCGUAUACUACCCGAACUGUGAUAUUCCCUAUUCACUCAUUCCCGGACCGAUAUAUAUGGCCGACGGAAACAACCAAUACAUCGACGAUAAACUCAAUGAAGAAAUGAUGGCUAAGAAUGAGGAUUUGUACGCGAGUAUUGAGAGCAGCCGUUGGUCAACACCAAUAGAUGGUGAGAAGGAGCACAAAAUGCAAUAAACUGUGUCUCUAUUAACGUAUGUUAUUAUCGAUUAUUGGCUCAAAACAAAUGGUUCUGUGAUUAAUAUUUUGUCGUCAAUUAGUAUAAAAGAGAAAAUUGUUAUUUAAAAAACUGAUAAAAACAUUAAGUCAAUCCAUCAUUACAUUAAACUUUGUAUGUCUUUCAAAAUGUUUUUCAGCAGUUUUACGUUCUCUGUCUUUAUAUAAAACUAAACAUAUUUUAUAUUUGUUUUACUUAUUGUUUAAUAUCUUAUAAAAUUGUUGUCUUAAUUACACCCAUAAUUCAUUUUAGUUAACUGUAAAGCAAAAAAUGUAUAAACAAUUAUUUUAAUUUUUAAACCAUUAACACUCACUUUUAGCUUCUUUUAAAAGUUGUUUUUAUCAAACAUUUCUAAAAUUAACCCAAAUUUAAGUUUCCUUUUCUCUUUUAUUGUCAAUAAAAUCUUUGUUUUCAUUUGUUUAUAUUUAAAA
Messenger RNA from Medioppia subpectinata, 1884 nucleotides. NCBI's taxonomy places the organism in Eukaryota, Metazoa, Arthropoda, Arachnida, Sarcoptiformes, Oppiidae. The record is from the annotation of a GenBank genome assembly.